GUGUGUGUUUGUGCAAUGUUAUGUCGUUGUGUAGCAACGCUCAGUGGUUUGACUUAAUGCGGCAUUAAAUUGCCUCGUAUCGCGACAUUGGUUUAUUUCACGAAAUGUCAGAUACUUCCUUUUUUAUUACAAACCACUGUGCGGCUUGAGUUGUGCUCCUACUAACUUCAGCUGCAGGGAGUCUCCCAAACAUGUUUUGAGAGACUCCCUCAAAGUAACGGGUGUUAACAAAAUAGCUGAUGGCUAACACUUAGAACACAACAUGAAAAUCUGUCUGCAUUCGUACAUUAGAUUCAGAACCAUCUAGCUUGUGUUGUCUCGAGUGAGCUAACAUAGCCUAGAAUCUGUGUGUGUGUGUGUGUGUGUUUGUGUGUGUUCACCUGGGUGACGUGUGAGGCUGCAUCCACACCACUACGUUUUAGUUACAAAAUGCAUCCCUGUUGUGUUUACAUCUACCGUCCAGUGGCAGUCACACCACUCCAGAGUUUCCCAGCACUUAAAAAAAGAGAUGCUGGCCCCAUUUUAGUUUGAGUUGUGUUUUAGUGCAGACAGAGAAAAACAGACCUUCAAGCCUUUUCUACACUACAGAUAGUUUUUUAGCUAAUAUUUUCCCCUCCACAUGACAUUCAUUCGACACAAUAUUUCCGUCCAGACAAGAACAUAAGUAUGACUACAAACCAGCAUGCCGUGCCAGUAGGUGGCGAUAGAGAACACUGUGGUCCAAUAAUAUUGGACGAGUCAGAUGUCUGUGAAUGGUGCAGCAAUUCCAAAUAUAGCUUUGAACUUGUAAUUAGACCCAGCAGCGCAAACCAAACGUAGAGAAAUCAGUAUGUAGCUGCCAUCGUUGUUUUUUCUGGCUUAUGCUCACUACACAAAGCAACAGCGUAGUAAAAGCAACCGACUGCAGUGUAGACAAUCUGCUUCCUGUUUAGCACACGCAUGUCCAGGGACCUGCAGCAGGUGAUGGUGUCGGGUCCCAACCUGAACGAGACGAGCAUCGUGUCAGGGGGGUAUGGAGGAACAGCGGAGGGUAUCAUCCCCACCAGCUCAAUCAAAGGUCCCAACAUGCACCACAGCAGCAGCAGCUCGUCGAUGACGGCAGACGAAAUGACCCGCGGUGUGGCUGUGGAAAAACUAGAAACAGUGAAGAAGUGGGGUUACAACACAUACAAGUGCACAAAGCAGAUGAUCUCGGAGCGUUUCGGUCGGGGAUCCCGGACUGUGGACCUGGAGCUCGAGGCCCAGAUCGAGGUGCUGAGAGACACUAAAAGGAAAUAUGAGAAUUUGCUGCGAUUGGCCCGAGCGCUGACCAACCACUUCUACAACAUGGUGCAGACGCAGCACGCGCUGGGCGACACGUUCGCUGACCUCAGCCAGAAAUCUCCAGAGCUACGAGAUGAGUUUGGCUUCAACGCAGAGACUCAGAAGUUGCUGUGUAAGAAUGGGGAGACUCUACUCGGUGCCGUUAACUUCUUCGUGUCGAGCAUCAACACACUUGUCAACAAGACCAUGGACGACACCCUGAUGACUAUCAAGAUGUAUGAAAAUGCCAGACUGGAGUUUGAUGCCUACCGGUCGGACCUGGAGGAGCUGAGUCUGGGUCCGAGAGACGCCGUAGCCAUGGCACGUAUAGAUGCUGCUCAGCAGCAGUACCACGUGCAUAAGGAAAAGUAUGAACGCCUCCGCUCAGACGUCAUCAUUAAACUCAAGUUCCUGGAGGAGAAUAAGGUGAAGGUGAUGCAUAAGCAGCUCCUGCUCUUUCAUAACGCCAUCUCCGCGUACUUCGCUGGCAACCAGCAGCAGCUGGAGCAAACGCUGAAGCAGUUCAACAUAAAGUUGAGGCCCCCAGGGGCCGACAAGCCCUCCUGGUUAGAGGAGCAAUGAGAGCGCCUGCUGGGCCUCCUUCAGCCUCCGAUUGACCACCUCCACCUGUUAACCUGUUGAAACCCCCCAACUUACAGAGGACCACUACAGAGAGAGACAUGCAGAAAACUGGGUGGAUGAAGAAUGAAGAGGAGCGUGUGCCUGGAUGACUGGACUGAUGAAUUACAGGGUAUUAUUGGUGAAUGGUCUUAAAACAGCAGGAAAUAGCGCGGCCAGUUCCAUAAACAGUAAGGGGGCUUCUAGUGCCUCUCGUCCCGACUUCCUUGUCUCACUUUAACCUUCUCCUUGUGCUUUUGUUCCCAGAGAAACUGUUCAUCUCCUCCUCCCCCUCUUACCCACUUACCUUAACCCCCUCCUAUCAACACUACUUUGCUGUACGCUUGUGUUAGUCAUUUUGAUGGCUAUUGUUGUACUCCUCAAGUGCUGAGUUCAAAUUCAACCCCACAUCACGCAGAACCAGAGACAGACGAGUCGAGGAAAAACAGCUCAAAUCAUCCAACACAACGCGAAGGCAUCAAAACUCUUCCAAACCGUCAUCCCCCUCCUCGUGUGCCUCCUUGUAUAUGAGAAACAAAUCAACGUACACACGAAGGGGAUUUGUGUGUCACACUGGAAAGGAAAUGUGCAGAUAUUCUAACCAAGUCCUGUUUCACUUUUGAAAUAUUAUUAUAUGAUCAUUUGUAGCCUAAAAAACUGUUUAGUAUUUGUUAAAUUUGACUGUCAUCUCUUUAUUUUCUAAUCAUUUCAGUUGUUAUUGGUCAGAGUGCAGGACAGGAUCAUGUUAGAGCAGUGUGUGCUGGUGUGUAGACUGCGAGUGCUGCAGUGUUUAGUCUGUAACUAUCAGAAAUAUUACGCAUUUUAACCUGAAAAUAAUUACACUCAUACAGUAUCUUUGAAAAUUGUAUUUAAUUUGACAUGAGGGACGUGUUGUCAUGACGACAUGGCCUGAUGGAGACGUGAUGGGCAGGUGACAUGUAGAGAUGGGUAUACGUUUCUGUUUAGGUUUGAUGGAGUCACUUCAUUAUUGAAUUGUUUAAAAGGAGGACUGUACAUUUUCUUUGGUUUUACAUAGAUGCAUAAUUAUCUUUUUGUGUUUUUUAAGUUUGUCUUUUGAGUUAAUGAGAUCUUGCAGUAAUAUCAAGGCCAGAGCCUGACGAUGUGGAUUUUUAGAGGCAAAUGUCAAUGCCUAUGUUAGGAAGUAAAACAUUUCCAAUACUAAUAUAUUGAUUGGGUCUAUAUAAAUAUAUAUAUAUAUAUAUGUUUACAAAACUUAGCGGUGAUUCCUAAGAUGUUGAUAUCAAACUCAAUUAAAGCCCAUUUUCCACAGUUACACUCACUAUGAAUAUGGAUUUAAUCGGCCUUUACUCCCGGCUCAAAUGACUCUGCAGUCGACUCAGGUUUUAAUCGGCUCUGAUCGGCAGUGACUGAAAUGUGACACCAGGGUGAACUGACAUUAGAACAUGACGCACUGGGGGAAAAGAAACAAAGACAAACUCCUUUUAUUGGCAAUUAAAGGGGUUUACCAGCAUUUAAAAACCUGUGUAUACCUGCUAAUUGUGGUGUAAAAAUUGUGAUAUAAAUAAAUGUAAUUGAGGCUUGAUAUUUUACAGUUUAACCAUAAACUAUAUUACAAUUACAACCAAAUAUGUUGAACCUAAACUUGAAAAUUAACCCUUUUUUUUUUGCGUAAAAUAUAAUCAGAAAUGAACGUCUUUUCAUUAUGGCUAAUUCUGAAAAAAUAAGUUUUCAUAUCAGCAAACAAAGAAAUGCUCAUAUUAGCUGUUUUUUAUAGCCCAUCCUGUUGAGCUCUCAUCUAGAAUCAUACCUUUCAGAAUAUAUAUAUGUUUGUUUACCUUUUCUUCACACUGAAGAUUCCUGUAGCUCCACGAUCACUAACGCUAACAUUUCAACAGAAACUCAUUCUAGAUGGUGAUUGUCACACUAAUGAUUCUACAUUUCGUUUUAUCUCCUGUGACUAAAACAUUGCUGUAGUAAGAUAAUAGCAAACAAUCAUGAAUUGUUGACAGUUUAGAGACGGAAUCGCUGCGUAAUACAGAAUGUUUUAUGUCACUGUAUUUAUUAUGUUCAUCAUAUGUGUUAAUCUGUCGGAACUUCUGAUUUUUGCGAAUUACUUUUAAUGUUUAUGAGUAAAUGAAGUUCAAGGCAACACACAGAAUAUCCAAAUCUGGAAUUGAUCUACACCGAAAGAGAAAAGACAUUCUGAGCUCAUGGAAUUGAGUUUCCUUCAAAUGACGAUUAUUCAGUGCAAUGAAUGUUGUACCAUUCUGUGUUUAGCACCAGUCCUCCAGCUCCUUGUCUCCUCGGUAUUUGCAUGGCAGACGGAUCCAAAGUGUCGGUGCAGGAAAGUGAUGGAGGGAAAUGGAUUGAAUUUCAUCAAAAGUGGAUCCUAAGAUGUGUUUCUCUGCUUGUGUUUUCUGAAUUCUUUCGUCAACUGGGUGUAUUUUAUUGUGGCUUUUAAAAAAAAAUCUCUCUUGACACUUUUUGGCUAAAGUUGCAGUUUCCCAGCUCCUGGUCUGUUCGACCGUCACUCAGCAAUAUUAACAAAAUGUGACUCUUGUUAUUUUCCAGACCCGCCCCUUUGAAAUUCCUCUCCCUCACACCAAAAUGAAGAUUUAUGAAAUGAGAUAUUUUAUUUGUGUACAAUCAAUAUUUUCUAGGUUGAGCUGGUGUGUUGUACAUGAUUGCACAUAAUGGUAUUUAAAGUGAUAAAUGAAGUUGUGUCAUGGAUUGAUGUAGUACUCUGCCUUCAUUCCUCACUCAGACCUGAACAGUCCCAACUCACCCCGAGGGAACAAAAAAUAAAAAAUACACGUUUUCAAGUGA
This is a messenger RNA of Hippoglossus stenolepis (Pacific halibut), 4728 nucleotides long. RefSeq names its product ADP-ribosylation factor interacting protein 2b (gene arfip2b). The record is from RefSeq and is a predicted model, not a curated record. Gene Ontology annotation, molecular function: phospholipid binding; protein domain specific binding. The transcript has 7 exons. Gene Ontology annotation, cellular component: trans-Golgi network membrane. Gene Ontology annotation, biological process: regulation of Arp2/3 complex-mediated actin nucleation; intracellular protein transport. NCBI's taxonomy places the organism in Eukaryota, Metazoa, Chordata, Actinopteri, Pleuronectiformes, Pleuronectidae. The coding region runs from base 940 to 1884 and encodes 314 amino acids.